Molecule: messenger RNA, 2900 nt
Organism: Aspergillus saccharolyticus JOP 1030-1
Lineage: Eukaryota; Fungi; Ascomycota; Eurotiomycetes; Eurotiales; Aspergillaceae
Product: putative C6 transcription factor
Exons: 1
Coding region: 348-2582 (744 amino acids)
Biological process (GO): positive regulation of transcription from RNA polymerase II promoter by galactose; DNA-templated transcription
Cellular component (GO): nucleus
Molecular function (GO): DNA-binding transcription factor activity, RNA polymerase II-specific; RNA polymerase II cis-regulatory region sequence-specific DNA binding; zinc ion binding
Source: RefSeq, a predicted model, not a curated record
UCCACCGCCAUUCGGGGAAAAGGCAGUCAAUGCUGCCUGUGCUGUCGAUCGUGGUUCCCUGCUAUUCCUUUGCGCUUCUAACUGGUGACUUUCAGUCUUGUUCAUUGCAGAUCGUCCCAAGUCUCGAAUGGGAGAUGUCGCACGCUAUUGUUGGCUAGUUUGGUUCCGGGUUUCCAGCUUGAACCCAUCGCUAGCCGGACUAACUAGUUAGGCUGCUGCUUACUCUUAGAGCCAAGGGCACCUGGCUAUUUUUUUUUUCCCUAUUCGCUUGCCUUGCAUCCUCUUCUUAACACUAACUUGCAUAUCUGCCUGGUAUAUUCAACUUCUUCCUAAGUACAUGCUUCAUCAUGCCGAGGGCAAGCACGGCCCCCGGUGCUCGCCUGCGGUGCAGGAGAGCUUGCGAUAGUUGCAAGCGGCGGAAGCAGAAAUGCAAUGGAGAACAGCCAUGUACGAUCUGCGUUCAACGUCGCAAAGAAUCCGAAUGCCACUUCUCCGACAAACCCGCCCGCUUGCUCAAGCCGAACAAUAAUCCGAAAGAAACCAUGCUACUCAGCGAACGCCUCGUCCCAACCCCGCAGCGGCAGACGGCCAUGGACCGACUGCUAAACUCACUCGAAGACCACACUGCGACAUUGGAACAACAAGCGACUGAUGACAAGGAUGGUACAGCACCGGUGCCCAAAGUGGCCAGGCUUCUGCGCGACGGACAGGGGAAAUUUAUGUAUAUUGGUGAUUCUGCAAGCUUGUCCUUCCUACAAAGUGUCCGUCGGAUCGUCUCCUCGUCAAUCGGCCGCUGUGAGUUCACAGAAGAUAAUUCGCGGCACUCAAUGCUGGAGGCUUUUCAAAACAGCGCUUCAACACAUACGGGGCCCUUGAUCGCACCUCCCAGCAACGAGGAGGCUCAGCGGUUGGCGCGUCAAUAUGUGCUUGCUACCAGCCCGCUCCUGGAGCUGUUCGAUCUCAACGAGUUUCACCCACGUCUUGCCAAUUGGGUGGGUAACCCUACUGGUGAUGAGGACACAGUCAGCUCGAUUUUUUAUCUAGUCCUCGCGAUUGGCGCUCAGGUAUCAGACACCAACCAGACUCUAGCGGAGCAAUACUUUGUUAGUGGACGCCAAUUAGCGUUCUCGGCGUUCACGGAGACCCCCAGUAUCUACACUAUUCAGUCAUACGUACUGAUCUCCAUGUACAUGUUAGGUGCGUGUCGGCGCAACGGCGCCUUCAUGAACCUUGGCAUCGCGCUUCGGGCGGCGUAUGCCGUCGGGAUCCAUCGGAAAGACGCCAAUGCGUUGUUCUGUAGCCGCGAGCGACGGGCCCGCGAACGCGUGUGGAAGAGUCUGCGCAUGAUGGACCUCUACCUCAGUGCUUCUUUAGGACGACCACCCGCUACCUUGGACUUCGAUUACGACCUUCGCGAGGACAGUCUUCCUCCGGCGGAUCAACAGCGUCUCGAACCCGAAGAACAGUUGUCGAUGACGGUGGUUUCAUUGUGCCGAAUCUUUGAACGAAUUUUGACCGAGGUCUACAUGCGGCAGGUGGUGUCCAUCACUGUAGCUGACGCCAUAUCGAAUCAGCACCGGGCUUGGGUCCGUAACGUGCCUAUGUUCAUGCAGAUGCAGACAGAACGACUAGAUUCGAGAAAUCUAGAAGGCACUCUGGCCGCAGCACAUGUCUUUGGAUCAUACUACUGGUCGAUAAUUCUUCUAACGCGCCCGUUCCUUAUCUUCCGAGUUUCGCAGUACGUACGAAGUAAAUUGGAAUCGACCAGCUCCGACUCCAGAAGCACCAAUUCUCGGAUUGCACUUUUCGCCGAUGCAUGCGUCUACUCCGCCUUACGAGGUCUCAACAUUGUAGACGACCUUUCUCGGUUUAGCAAUCUUCCACGCAGAUUACCUUUCUUGAUCAACUCUGUGUUCAACUCAGCCGUGGUGCUAGGCGCAGCAUUCUUUGCGGACUAUGACAACCUCCUCCCACUGGAGGAAGGCAUGGAGAAGGCCGAAAGGUUUCUAGGCUUGUUCGUACCGCAUGAUCCUCACGCAUGCCGCUUCUUCCAGAUCAUCAAGUACCUCCGUGCUGCAGUGGCCGAGUAUGUCCGGCGACGAAAUCGCCAAUGGAUGCAACACCGUAGUCGUCAGGUCGACCAGCUCUUCGGCCAAGUCGGCACCUCGGAUGAACCCACGGCUGUAACAGAUGCUAAUACUCCAUCAAGCCGACGCGGUGAUCCAGCUGCCGUUCUCUCACCACUGUCUCCCGAGAAGGUUGCUGCGGGACCAACUCUACCUCACGCACCCGACAUGGCUGCCACUGCCACCACGAUCCCAGGUCAGCCAGAUAACGACCUCUGGGAGUCCCUGUACGGCACCCAGGGGGCAACCAAUCUUCCAUACGAUACAGCGAUUUCCACGCUCACGACAAUGGGUAUCCCUAUUGGGUGUUCCCCAGGAGGAACAAUCCCACCUGGCGCUUUACCUUCAGAGGUACCGGGCGGUCAUACGCCGCUGUCCGAUGUAAUUUUGCCUGACAAUGGUCUUCUGUAUAUGGCUGAGGAUCUUCCUGUUUUUGGUUUGUGGGAAGAUGCCUAGCGAAGCAUUUCGCGAACUGCAAGUAGCCUUCUCUCUGGAGUGCACUCUUAGUGCGUACCAUACGGCUAUAUUUUGGAGGUUGCAUUCCCCUUGGAUGCCCACGGAGCGACUUAUUUUACGACACAUUCAUGCACAUAGUACAUUCUCCUCAUAUUCUUGGCUUGCAGUUUUGAGCCUGGUGUUCAUACGACAAGCCUGGGGUUGGUUGGUUCCUUGUAUAUUCCACAUCUCCUUGUUUCAGUUUGUACAUACAUACCCUGGCGCAAGCAGCGAACUUGCGUUUCUUUUUCUUGAACUAUCUUUUCAUAUUCGAACAAU